Messenger RNA from Talaromyces rugulosus, 1347 nucleotides. RefSeq lists its product as uncharacterized. Lineage: Eukaryota; Fungi; Ascomycota; Eurotiomycetes; Eurotiales; Trichocomaceae. Bases 1 to 1347 code for a protein of 448 amino acids. Gene Ontology annotation, molecular function: peptidase activity. The transcript is spliced from 8 exons. The record is from RefSeq and is a predicted model, not a curated record. Gene Ontology annotation, biological process: proteolysis.
AUGGCUGCAGCAAAACUUAUUGACAGGCGCCUCCGCAACGUCCCUGGCAAACUCCGUGUGGCAGAGCUGUUCUUUGAUGUCCCAGUCAAUUACAGUAAGCCAAACGAUGGCUCUAUCCGGCUUUUUGCCCGCAGCGUGCGUCGGCAAACGUCCUUUCCAGAUACGGAAAGUACCGAGAAGCCACUGCCAUGGUUUGUAUACUUGCAGGGUGGCCCAGGCUUUGGAUGCCGGCCACCGCAAGAAGUAGGAUUUGUUCCCUUCGUCUUGGACAAGGGUUAUCAGGUUCUCUUCCUUGAUCAGCGGGGUACUGGUCUCAGCUCCACCAUCACGGCCCAGACCCUUGCUCGCCAAGGCGAUGCCGUCAAACAAGCGGAAUAUCUCAAACACUUCCGUGCAGACAAUAUUGUGCGAGAUUGCGAGGCCGUUCGCAAAUACUUGACCACUGAUUAUCCCGAAGAAUAUCAGAAGUGGAGCGUCCUUGGACAGAGCUUUGGCGGAUUUUGUGCCACAACUUAUCUUUCAAACCACCCUGAGAGUCUUAGAGAGGUCUUCCUCACAGGAGGCCUUCCUCCGCUCGUCAAGGGCCCAGACCCAGUCUACGCGAAAACAUACGAAAAGGUUGUUGAGCGAAAUGGAAUCUUCUAUGAAAAAUUUCCAGAUGAUGUGGAUCGUGUGAAGAAGAUCUUCCAAUAUUUGAAAGAAAACAAACCCCGCCUUCCAUCAGGUGUGCUUACACCAGAACGUUUUCAGCAGCUUGGCAUCAAUUUCGGUGGUUAUGGUGGAUUGGACUCUAUUCAUGAUAUCAUUCUCCGAGUCACCAACGAUCUUGACUUGUUUGGCUUCUUGACACGCCCAACUCUGUCUUUAAUUGAGAGCUAUGGCGGAUACGACAAUGCAGUCAUCUAUGCCAUUUUGCACGAGUCGAUCUAUUGUCAAGGCGAAGCUUCACGCUGGUCAGCCGAUAGGUUGCGCUCGCAGAAUUCUCGGUUCCAGACCGACGGCAACGCGCCAGAAGUAUAUUUUACUGGCGAGAUGAUCUAUAGAGACAUGUUUGAUUCCUACGAUGAACUCAAAGAGCUCAAGGAUGCGGCCGAGAUCCUCGCCUCGGCGGAUGAUUGGCCUGCUCUGUAUGACGAGGCUCAAUUAGCCAAGAAUAAGGUCCCAGUGUACGCCGCUACCUACGUGGACGACAUGUUUGUCCAUUAUGACCUAGCCACUGCCACGGCAAAGAAAAUCAAGGGUGCUAAGCAAUUCAUCACAAACACCAUGUUCCAUGGAGCGCUGCGCGACAGAACAGAUGAGGUCAUGCGUCAGCUCUUCUUCUUGAAGGAAGACUCGAUCGACUAA